UGCAGUGCAGAUUAUUUGCAAUCAGUUCAGAUCUGGUACACCUCAGCGUGAUGGUUCCUUUCUUUGACUCUACGUUUCCAAUCAGCGUCUCCCAAACACUGGUUACAAGGGUUCACUCUAAGCGCUGCUACACGUGAUUCCUCCCACACGGGAGGGUCAGUAUAUCUUUGCCCCCUAUCACGCCGCCCCCCCUCUCGCUCACACACACACAAUCCCACACCCUGCUCCAAUGGAACAACUUGCCGGCGGCGCCACCCGUUUUCGCCACCAGCACUACCGGCGGAGUCCUCCUGCCGCAGAUAGAUUCUUGAGCACGUUAAAGACGCUACCGUCGUCCUCCGCCGCUUCGCAACUUGAACUCUCCGAGCACGAUAUUUUCAGCACUCCUUCUGGGGGUUCCUCCCCUUCUCCGACCCACCAGUACUUCGCUCCGAAUCCGGGCUCCGGUCGAAGCGCCAGCAGCAAUCAUUACGGCAUCUUAGCUGCUCUGAACGGCAGUAUCAAGUCACAAUCCGGAUCCAGGUCUGAUACCCGGCCCGUAUUCAACCAUAAGGCCUCCGCUUCGGCUUCCAUCUCCUCCUCCUCCUCAACUUCUCCCGCGACGUCAACCUCGUCUAGGAUAAUGAUUCCAAGGCCGCCGCCGCCCCAGGCGGAUAGGGUGCGGUAUCGCCAUCAGUCGGCGCCGGUGAACGUUCCGGUGAUUCCGGCGGGAUUGCGGAGGAGGGUUAUGGAGCUGGACGAUGCCCUUUCUGAAGGAGAGGAGGAGGACAAGAAUGGGGUGGUGUUGCCGCCGCACGAGGUGGUGGAUGCCAGGCAUUCGCCGAUGUUGGCGUGUUCCGUUCUGGAGGGGGCUGGUAGGACAUUGAAAGGGAGGGAUCUCAGGCAGGUGCGCAAUGCCGUUUGGCGAAAGACUGGUUUUAUUGAUUGAUUGCUUCAUCUGUUUCUUAGCAAUAUGGUGGGGAGCCUUUUAGCCUUUCUUGAGACUAGAUUAUUCGAUUGUAUUGUAUAUAUGUAGGCUAGAUUGUACAUAAUUCUGAACUGAUAGCAGUUCCUGAUUACUUUCUUAUCAAUUCAGGUUUAUAUUUCGUCUGAUUUUAAGGUGUUUGUGGUCUCUUUCUGUGAUGUUGAUGUAAAUUGUUCUUAUGCUAGAACUGGGAAAAAUGAUAACUCAUCUACUGAAGGGUGAGAUGUUCUGAA
Messenger RNA from Sesamum indicum (sesame), 1197 nucleotides. RefSeq lists its product as uncharacterized. NCBI's taxonomy places the organism in Eukaryota, Viridiplantae, Streptophyta, Magnoliopsida, Lamiales, Pedaliaceae. The record is from RefSeq and is a predicted model, not a curated record.